Molecule: messenger RNA, 1929 nt
Organism: Colletotrichum higginsianum IMI 349063
Lineage: Eukaryota; Fungi; Ascomycota; Sordariomycetes; Glomerellales; Glomerellaceae
Product: Serine threonine-protein kinase gad8
Exons: 3
Coding region: 1-1929 (642 amino acids)
Biological process (GO): protein phosphorylation
Molecular function (GO): ATP binding; protein serine/threonine kinase activity
Source: RefSeq, a predicted model, not a curated record
AUGUCGUGGAAGUUGACGAAGAAACUCAAGGAGACCCAUCUGGGUCCCUUGGCCAACACCUUCUCCCGUUCGCCGUCGACGUCCACCAUCACCGACAGCAGCGAAAAGGCCCAGCCCAACAUCUCUGGCUCGGCAUCACCCACCAACGAGGGAAACAUUGCUGCCUCUGAGGCCAUGGCACAAGCACCAGUUGUCAACCCCCCGAAGCCCGGCAUCCUCGUUGUCACCCUCCACGAGGGUCACGGCUUCUCCCUCCCCGAACAACACAGACAAGCCUUUGCUUCUUCACACCAAGGUUCGCUGUCCACCGGCGGCGCCCUCAGCGUCGCCGGCUCCGUCCGCCCUUCUUCCUCACAACGGGGCGCCGUCGGCUCCUUCAUCAACGGUGCCGCCCGCCCCCAGACUUCCGGCGGCGGCUUCACCGGUAUCCCCACCAACCAUGGCCGUAUCUCCGGAAAGUACAUGCCCUACGCCCUGCUGGAUUUCGACAAGAUGCAGGUCUUUGUCAACUCGGUCGAAGGAACGCCAGAGAACCCUCUGUGGGCUGGAGGAAACACCCAGUACAAGUUCGACGUCUCUCGCGUGACGGAGCUCGUCAUCCACCUCUACAUGCGCAACCCCCUGGCCCCUCCCGGCUCCGGCCGCAGCCAAGACAUCUUUCUCGGCGUCGCCCGCAUCAACCCGCGCUUCGAGGAGAAGCACCAAUUCGUUGAGGACCCCAAGGCAAACAAAAAGGACCGCGAGAAGGCCGCCGCCGAGUUCGCCAGUCGCGAGCGCGCCCUCGGCCACAGCGGAGUCGAAUGGGUGGACGUGCAGUACGGCACUGGAAAGGUCAAAAUCGGCGUCGAGUACGUCGAGAACCGCGCCGGCAAGCUCAAAAUUGAGGACUUUGAGCUGCUCAAGGUCGUCGGCAAGGGCAGCUUCGGCAAGGUGAUGCAGGUGCGCAAGAAGGACACGAACCGGAUCUACGCGCUCAAGACGAUCCGCAAGGCGCACAUCAUCUCGCGCUCCGAAGUCGCUCACACCCUCGCCGAGCGCUCCGUGCUGGCCCAGAUCAACAACCCCUUCAUCGUGCCCCUCAAGUUUACCUUCCAGUCGCCCGAGAAGCUCUACUUCGUGCUGGCCUUUGUCAACGGAGGCGAGCUGUUCCACCAUCUCCAGAAGGAGCAGAGAUUCGACGUUAACCGCUCCCGAUUCUAUACGGCCGAACUGCUGUGCGCACUCGAGUGCCUCCACGGCUUCAACGUCAUCUACCGAGACCUCAAGCCCGAGAACAUUCUUCUCGACUACCAGGGCCACAUCGCCCUGUGCGACUUCGGCCUUUGCAAGCUGGACAUGAAGGACGAGGACAGGACUAACACGUUCUGUGGUACGCCCGAAUAUCUCGCUCCCGAGCUGCUCAUGGGCCAGGGCUACAACAAGACUGUCGAUUGGUGGACGCUGGGUGUCCUGCUGUACGAGAUGUUGACGGGUCUGCCGCCCUUCUACGACGAGAACACGAACGAGAUGUACCGCAAGAUCCUCUCGGAGCCGCUCCACUUCCCCGGCCACGACGUUGUCCCGCCGGCGGCCAAGGACCUCCUGACCAAGUUGCUCAACCGCGACCCCAAGGAGCGUCUCGGAGCCAACGGAUCGGCCGAGAUCAAGGCGCACCCCUUCUUCCAUGCCAUUGACUGGCGCAAGCUUCUGCAGCGCAAGUACGAGCCUGCAUUCAAGCCCAAUGUGGUGGACGCGCUCGACACGGCCAACUUCGACCCCGAGUUCACGUCAGAAGCCCCCCAGGACUCGUACGUGGAGGGACCGAUGCUCUCGCAGACGAUGCAGAACCAAUUCCAGGGCUUCUCGUACAACCGUCCGAUCGCGGGACUGGGCGACGCCGGUGGCAGUGUCAAGGACCCUUCCUUCGUGGGCAGCAUCCAGGACCGAUGA